AUGCGUGAGGUAGAGGAGAUGAAGGAGAGAAGAGGAGCAGCACAAGGGAACAUGCCCUGGACGCCCCUGGGCUCCUCUGGACGCCCGUGGACGCCCCUGGGCUUCCCUGGGCUCCCUGGACGCCCCUGGACGCCCCUGGGCUUCCCUGGGCUCCCCUGGACGCCCCUGGGCUUCUCUGGGCUCCCCUGGACGCCCCCAGGACGCCCCUGGACGCCCCUGGGCUCCCCUGGGCUCCCCUGGACGCCCCUGGACGCCCUGGGCUCACCUGGGCUUCCCUGCACGCCCCCACCUGGUCCAGGUGACUCAGGCUCAUUGAGUAUUCCAAACAGGUGUGGAGGAGGUCGGCCCGAAGCCCUCAACUCAUCACAUUUAUAG
Messenger RNA from Procambarus clarkii (red swamp crayfish), 375 nucleotides. Lineage: Eukaryota; Metazoa; Arthropoda; Malacostraca; Decapoda; Cambaridae. The record is from RefSeq and is a predicted model, not a curated record.